AUGAGUCUCCCUCCGCCAAGGUUCCUAGAGGCCUCAGCCCAUAGAGUUACCCCCACAUGGGCGCAGGCCUCCGCCCGACGGGCUGUCGCGGUGGAGGUACGUACUCAUGGCCUCAGGGAUCCCUACAUAAAAGGCGUGACCAGAAGAAGCUGAAAGCAGCCUUUGGCUUUGGCUGGACAACGAUGGAGUGACCCACGCGGCCCUGUCUACGCAGACCCGGCUUGACGUACCCGUCCCCUUACCCAGCAGAUCCAAGACCCGCAAGGCGGCUUCAGGAAAGCGCGCGCUGUGCGCAGGAAUCCACCAUGGACCGCGGCCGCCCGGUGAACAGCCCCGAGAGCGCCAGUGCUGAGCCCAGGCCCCCGGCCACUGUCACCCGCGACUCAAGCCCGGGGCGUAUUGGGAUCGGAGCGCGCUCGGGAGGCGGCCGGCCAGCCGCGGCGAACGCGGCGCGGGAGCGCAGCCGCGUGCAAACCCUGAGGCACGCCUUCCUGGAGCUCCAGCGCACGCUGCCGUCGGUACCACCCGACACAAAGCUAUCCAAGCUGGACGUGCUGCUGCUGGCCACCACUUACAUCGCGCACCUUACCCGCAGCCUGCAGGACGACGCCGAGGCUGCGGCGGAUCCUGGUCUGGGAGCUUUGAGUGGCGAUGGCUACCUGCACCCAGUCAAGAAAUGGCCCAUGCGAUCAAGAUUAUACAUUGGUGCUACUGGUCAGUUUCUGAAGCAUUCGGUCUCUGGAGAAAAAGCAAAUCAUAGCAACACUCCAACAGACUCACAGCCGUAGGGACUCUCAUGGUGUUAGCUGAUAGAAGUGGUGUCUAUUGUUUUUAAAUACUAUGAAAGAAUUAUAAUUUAUUACAUCAAACAUAACAAACAUCAUUUCUGAAAGUUUACAUUGGAGCCCAUAGUUUGAUGUCCACAUUUAUCUGUCUAAAGGUAGAAUGAGGUAAUCAAUCUUAUGUAAAACAUAUUGCUUAUCUAUUCAUUGUGAGAGUGAUAGCUAUAUAGUACAAGAGAAAUUAGUAGGAAAAUACACACAAAAGGAAACAAUUAUGUAUAUAUCCAAAGAAGGCACACAUUUUCUGUAGUAUAUCUAUUGUAAAUGUAAAAGCCAAUAUCUAUCAGUAUAGUCUUUGUAGCUUAAAAAAAAAAAUCCGUGUUUGUGAUAUGUCAGUAUUCUAUCUUUGUGAAGACCAAGAAUGCAUUUCAACUAUCAGAUUCAAGACCAUUUAUUUAGUUUGGCUUUAUAUAUGCAUAAAGUCUGUUGCAGUAGCUUCUAUCACUAGUGAUUUUCCCUGUUAGAAGAUUUGUUUGGAGUAUCAGAAAUAAUUUGCUCUAUAGGAAAUGCCCACCUUUCAAAAGGGUUAGUCAGUAUUCGGACAUGACUUACAUGUUUCCAGAUUGUGAAAGGCACUAGGAAUACAGGCAGCCAGUAUGAAAAAGAGUCCGGGUGUCACUGGACAGCACUAUCAUCACACUUUCUCCUGGUCACACCAUAUCACUGCUUCUUUCAGGUUCUGAGCUAGGUGACCAAGUUCAGCUGUAGCCAUUUUGGAGACAGUGGCCUUUUCAGGCCUUGUAGAGCCGUCAGUGAAUCCCCCUGACCUUCCUCAGCCAGUGGUGGAGUCAGGUCCCUUCUCCCAUCCAAGUACUAGCUGAGCUCCACCCUGCUUAGCUUCAGAGAUCAGAUGAGAUCCGGCUGUUCAAGGUGGUAUGGCCAUAGAUGUCAGAUCCCUUCUCACAUCAGCUCUUCAUAAUCUACCUUCAUAAUCAUAAUUUGGCCAUUACAAAAUGGGGAAAAUCCUGUCUGAUUUGGGAAUUCUGGCACUGAUGUGUACCUUGAGGGGGAUCUAAGGAUACAGUGAGUGUCCUGAGUUAAAUUCAGGCUGGAGCAGACCACUCCUGAAUCUGCCCUAAUAUGAACUUGUAGCAGUAGGCCUCCCACUGCACUGUACAUCGUGAAGUGCUCAGGGAACAAUGGAUCUGACUGAUCACACUAGUGGCUUUAGUUUGCAAUAGGAACCUCCUGAAAUUUGUGUUAAAUAAAGGAGCUUUGCCUCUGACAACGUUGUUUUUUCUUUCUUCUUGUCCAGUUAUUGUUUUAAUGCUAAAGAAGUGUCAUUUUGGUCAUAGAUUUUUAUAACAUUUUAUUAAAUCUUUAAAUAUGCUAAUAUUUAAAAUAUUUUAGUAAGUGGGAAAUUCUCAGAAGGGAAGCUGCAUGUGGUCUGAGCCAUGAGUAGAGAUGUUUGUCAGGGAACACACUGAGCUUGGAACAAUGGAGUAUAGCAGAAACACUGGGAAAGAAUCAACAUUAGUCCUCUCGUUGCUGACUUAGAUUCCCUUUUAUCACUUCUUGAUUUUCUCCUCAGUCUUUACUCUUCCCUUUUCCAACUGUGAAGUUCAUAAUAUAUUUCUCAUAACCUAGUUUUAAAGUUGCUGAAUUUGAUCCAAGAUUAGCAAACAGAUAGCAAAAAUAAUGAUCUUGGUUGAAUUACUAUAACUAUCGACCCACCAUUUUAUUUUCACCUCAGUUUUCUUCCAGCUUUUGGCAGUGAAAUGAAGUAAAAUAUCAUUUGAAGGCAAGAACUAUCAGUUGAUUCAGUACAGCAUGACCAGGUUUUGGCUUAUAUCCAAUAGUUUGUAACUUUUUAUUAUUUUAAUAUGAAUAUCUUCCUUAAAAUGUGACCAAUAAUAAAAUCUUUCUACAUAUUGAUAUAUAACACAAAUGUUUGUAUAUUUAAAUAUUGUGACUAUGUUUACCCAUUCAUCUAACAUUAAAAAGAAAUAAAAAAUAAAAUAAGAUUUGGAUUCAGCAUUCAUCAUUUUAUUGCCAUAGG
Marmota monax (woodchuck) is the source of this 2841-nucleotide messenger RNA. RefSeq names its product transcription factor 24 (gene Tcf24). Gene Ontology annotation, molecular function: DNA-binding transcription factor activity, RNA polymerase II-specific; RNA polymerase II transcription regulatory region sequence-specific DNA binding; protein dimerization activity. Bases 306 to 788 code for a protein of 160 amino acids. The record is from RefSeq and is a predicted model, not a curated record. Gene Ontology annotation, biological process: regulation of transcription by RNA polymerase II; developmental process. NCBI's taxonomy places the organism in Eukaryota, Metazoa, Chordata, Mammalia, Rodentia, Sciuridae. The transcript has 3 exons.